Messenger RNA from Coffea eugenioides, 807 nucleotides. RefSeq lists its product as uncharacterized. The record is from RefSeq and is a predicted model, not a curated record. The coding region runs from base 1 to 807 and encodes 268 amino acids. Gene Ontology annotation, molecular function: zinc ion binding; nucleic acid binding. NCBI's taxonomy places the organism in Eukaryota, Viridiplantae, Streptophyta, Magnoliopsida, Gentianales, Rubiaceae. The transcript has a single exon.
AUGGAAGCCUAUAUUGGUAGAAAUGAUUUGUGGGAGCCUAUAGAAGAUGAUUAUGAAGUACUUCCUCUUCUAAACAAUCCAACAAUUGCUCAAAUGAAACACCAUAAUGAGAGGAGACAAAGGAAAUCGAAAGUCAAAGCAAGUCUAUAUGCAAUUGUCACAUCCACAAUCUUUUCAAGAAUCAUGACAUUGAAAACGGCGCAUGAGAUCUGGAAUUUCUUGAAGAAUGAAUAUGAAGGAGAUGAAAAAAUCAAAGGGAUGCGAGUGUUGAACUUGAUUCGAGAAUUUGAGAUGCAGAAGAUGAAAGGAUCAGAAACUAUCAAGGACUAUUCUGAUAGACUCCUUGACAUAGUCAAUAAAGUAAGACUUCUUGGUACUAAUUUUUCUGAUUCUAGAAUAGUUCAAAAAAUUCUAGUUACAAUCCCUGAAAAGUUUAAGGCUACAACCAUGGCCUUGGAAAACUCAAAAGAUCUGUCAUGUAUCACCUUGGCAGAAUUGUUAAAUGCACUACAGGCACAAGAACACAGAAGGCUGAUGAGGCAAGAAGAAUCAGUGGAAGGUGCCUUUCAAGCCAUAUCACAAAACAACAACAGGGGCAAGAACAUGAAGAACAACAAAAAAAUGCCUGGAAACAACAAAUCUCAAGUAUUUCCGCUUUGCCCUUAUUGUAAAAAAACCAAUCAUCCACAAAAAAGGUGUUGGUGGAACCCAGAUGUAAGAUGUCACAAAUGUGGUCAGUUAGGGCAUGUGGAAAAGAUAUGCAAGUCUCAACAGCAACAAGGAAAAGCCAAGGCUGCGGAGAAUUAA